GAAGAUUGGGCUCACAAAAAAUCUAACCCAUGUUAUUUUUACUUCGUUCAGGCUCCUUGUAUCUAAACUUCGAAAUAAACAUCAACGAAAAAAUAUUUAGAUUCAAUUAUGACAAAUAAUCCAGAUCAUAUUUUAUUAUUUUGUGGAAAAAGAAAAUCAGGGAAAGAUUAUAUUACUGAUAAUUUACAUAAAAGGCUUGGUGAAAAAAGUGUUAUCGUUAAACUUUCGGGUCCCAUAAAAAGUCAUUGGGCAAAAUCAUUCAAUUUAGACAUGAAUCAAUUACUUAGUGACGGAGAGUAUAAAGAAAAGUAUAGGCUCGAAAUGAUAAAAUGGGGCGAAGAUAAAAGACGUGAAGAUAACGGUUAUUUUUGUAAAGCAGCUAUUGAAAUGUAUAAUGCUUUUUUACCAAGUAAAAAAAUCUGGAUAAUCAGUGACGUUAGACGUAAAACGGACAUUAAAUGGUUUAAAGAAGUAUAUGGAGAACUUUGUAAAACUAUCCGAAUCAAAUGUAAUGACGACAUAAGAUCUCAGCGAGGGUGGAAAUUUACACCAGGCAUUGACGAUUGCGAAACUGAAUGCGAUUUAGAUGAUAUAAAUGAAUGGGAUUUAGAAAUAACUAAUGAGCGUGGUGACUUGGAUGAUAUUAUAGCAAAUAUUAUUCGAAUUAUUAAUUAA
Microplitis demolitor is the source of this 675-nucleotide messenger RNA. It is a transcript of the gene Pmvk, whose product is annotated as phosphomevalonate kinase. Gene Ontology annotation, molecular function: phosphomevalonate kinase activity. Gene Ontology annotation, biological process: cholesterol biosynthetic process; isopentenyl diphosphate biosynthetic process, mevalonate pathway. Bases 109 to 675 code for a protein of 188 amino acids. Gene Ontology annotation, cellular component: cytoplasm. Lineage: Eukaryota; Metazoa; Arthropoda; Insecta; Hymenoptera; Braconidae. The record is from RefSeq and is a predicted model, not a curated record. The transcript has 4 exons.